GUUGUAGCUGUUGUCCACAAUGCUUAAUAUCAUGUCCUUGAAACGAGACAAGGCUACUGCAGGCGACUCUAAUGCCUCUGGUAGCGGCUCAAAAAAACCAAAAACUUCUGCUGCUCAAAUCAGACUUCAAAAAGAUUUGGGCGACAUGGAUCAACUCCCAUCCACCAUGUCACUGGCUUUUCCUGAUGGAGAUGACCUGUUCAACUUUACAUUCACAAUCACUCCUGAUGAAGGAUUCUACAAGGAUGGUGUCUUUGUAUUUACUUUUAAAGUCAAUGCAGAUUAUCCUCAUAAGCCUCCAAAGGUUUUAUGCACGCAAAAGAUUUACCAUCCAAACAUCGAUCUUAGCGGAAACGUGUGUCUUAAUAUUCUUAGAGAGGAUUGGAAACCUGUUCUUAAUAUCAACUCCAUCAUGGUGGGUUUGCAGUAUCUAUUUUUAGAACCCAACGCUGAAGAUCCUCUCAACAAAGUUGCUGCCGAGGUACUACGUGCAAAUCGACGACAGUUUGAGCAUAAUGUCGAAAAGACGAUGCGCGGUGGAUCGCUCGAUGGCGUAGUUUUUGACAAGGUCAAAAAAUAAAAAGGGUUUUAUAUUCCCU
This is a messenger RNA of Batrachochytrium dendrobatidis JAM81, 599 nucleotides long. RefSeq names its product NEDD8-conjugating protein UBC12. The coding region runs from base 20 to 580 and encodes 186 amino acids. The transcript has 5 exons. NCBI's taxonomy places the organism in Eukaryota, Fungi, Chytridiomycota, Chytridiomycetes, Rhizophydiales. The record is from RefSeq and is a predicted model, not a curated record.